AUCUAUCUACUGAUGUGGCAUCUUAAUGUGACCUCAGUGCAUCUAUCUACAGAUGUGGCAUCUUAAUGUGACUCCUUUGGUCACAGGAGAGAAUGAGUCAUGCAGCACCAGGAUCUGAAUGGGCCAUCACAUUCCUGCAGGAAAUUCUAGCACUUGAAUCUGAAUGACUUUUCCUGUGGAGGAGGAAAACUUUCUGUGACAAAAGGAUGUGUGUAGGGCAGCAGUCAGUGGUUCCAAUGGUGAGAGGUGCGGCGUGUCUGUCAUGUAAAGGGAUCUGCUCUGGAUUCAUCCCACAUUCCUGGAGGAAAGUGUGCACAGUGUGUGGCUGCAGUGUGGAGGACCACGGCCCCAGCGGUGACAUAGACGAUGACCACAAGAUGGGGCGACUCCUGGCCGACUCCAAAUAUGCCCACCUGACCACCAAGGUGAAGGGCGUCCGCGUGUACAAACGUAACCACAUGGUCAUCACCAACACUGUCGUCUCCAGGAAGGACCCCACCUUCAACACCAUCACCUACGACUGGGCCCCGCCAGGACUCACACAGAAACUGGCCAUGCUGUACAUGGCAUUGCUCCCGGAGGAGAAGUGUCCAGUAGCAGGGACUGAGGGAGCGAUGUACCGGCGCAGGCAGCUGAUGAGACAGCUACCUGUCUACGAUCAGGACCCCUCCCAGUGCCACGGGCCUCUGUCAGAGGACCAGCUCCAGGCCAUGUCUGUCUUCAUGAAGACCUACAAGGAAGAGGCUCUUGGGGUGGGAGAGGUGGCGCUGCCUGGGGAGGGAGGAGCUCACCCUCCGCCCACCGUGGUCAAAGGAAAUAAGCAAAAGAACGGGCCUGGGACGGGGCCUGGGAAGGCCACCAUUGUCCAAUCAGACCUUACCGCUACGACCACCAACGGGACGGACGACUGCUGUAAGAAGAGUGAAUAUCAUUGCAGUGGUUGCGGGGAGCUCACCCCCCUAGACAGUCCUGUGGUGUAUGCAGAGGGGGCAGGCUACGACAAGCAGUGGCACCCGACCUGCUUUGUGUGUUCAGAGUGUGGGGAGGCCCUGGUCGAUCUGGUAUACUUCUGGAAGGAAGGAGAGCUGCUGUGUGGAAGACACUACUGCCAGAGGACCAGACCCCGUUGUGCAGGCUGUGACGAGCUGAUCUUCUGUGACGACUACAAGAAGGGGACAGACAGUCGGGCGUGGCACCAGGACCAUUACUGCUGCUGGCGGUGUGGCCAGAGUCUGGACAGUCCCUGUUCCUGCCCCCAAACACCCUGGCCCAGCCCUGUUUAGUUCCCCUGGCCCCACUCCUGCUCCCCAGCCCUGUUUAGGUCCCCUGGCCCCAGUCCUGGAGUGGGUAGAGUCUUGAAAGCUCCUGUUCCUGUCCUCAUACACCCAGGAAGGCGUAGCCCCCCAGUCCCAGUGUAGCCCCCCCCUGGUCUAAAGUAGUGCACUAUAUAGGGAAUAGGGUGCAAUAGACAGCUCUCAGCCAGCCAAGAGAGAAGAUCUGGUCAGGAAGGGAGAAGCAGGAGAGAGAAAACCCUUAGAGUUAGUGUUACUUAACUGGAUGGAAGGAAUGGAGAGCAUUCCACCCUACUCUCUGUCUCAUUUUAGUCAUUUAGCAGACGCUCUUAUCCAGAGCGACUUAAAGUUAGUGAGUGCAUACAUUCUUUUUUUU
Molecule: messenger RNA, 1668 nt
Organism: Coregonus clupeaformis (lake whitefish)
Lineage: Eukaryota; Metazoa; Chordata; Actinopteri; Salmoniformes; Salmonidae
Product: LIM and cysteine-rich domains protein 1
Exons: 8
Coding region: 207-1283 (358 amino acids)
Molecular function (GO): zinc ion binding
Source: RefSeq, a predicted model, not a curated record